Urocitellus parryii (Arctic ground squirrel) is the source of this 1707-nucleotide messenger RNA. It is a transcript of the gene M1ap, whose product is annotated as meiosis 1 associated protein. The record is from RefSeq and is a predicted model, not a curated record. Gene Ontology annotation, biological process: meiosis I; spermatogenesis; male meiosis chromosome separation. NCBI's taxonomy places the organism in Eukaryota, Metazoa, Chordata, Mammalia, Rodentia, Sciuridae.
ACAGAAUAUCCAGAUAGUGGCUACACUUCUACCCCUGGUUUGGCUGCCAUGCAUCAUGGGCGAGCUAUUGGUAAAGGGCCCUCUACUGCCACACAGACUAACCAACAACCUCCUCGACUUCUCAUUGUGCACAUUGCUUUACCAGCCUGGGCUGACAUCUGCUCCAACCUCUGUGAGGCUCUGCAGAACUUUUUUUCUUUAGCCUGCAGCUUGAUGGGCCCCAGUCGAAUGUCACUCUUUAGUUUAUACAUGGUACAAAAUCAACAUGAGUGCAUCCUUCCUUUUGUGCAAGUAAAAGGGAACUUUGUUAGGUUGAAGGCUUGCAUCUCAGAGCUUCGCAUGAUAGAGACAGAAGGUUGUUUCCGACCACAAAGCACUUCUCUACAGCUGGCAAUACAGGAUGGACUCCAGCAAUUCAAACAAUACAGCAGAUAUGUGACCACAGGUGCUGCUCUGCCCUACACUUCCCUGGAGAUUACUGUCCUGACUUCCCACCCUGGAAAAGAAGUGGUCAAACAACUAGAGGAAGGGUUGAAAGAUAUAGAUCUGGUCAGGGUCAGAAGGCUUCAAGUUGUUGAAAUCACAAAGGGAAUCCUGGAGCUCAUGGACUCAGCAUCUCCUGUUGAAGAGCCCAGCAAUGAUGAGAGUUCUAUCCUGGGAACUGACAUUGAACUUCAGAUUAUAGACAACGAUGUUAUCAGCAUGGAAUUUUUCUUCAAAGCCUGGCUGCAUAACAGUGGAACAGACCAAGAACACAUCCAUCUCCUUCUUCCUUCACAGUGUUUCAGCAACAUUUCCAGUGCCAGGGAUAAUCCAAUGUGCCUGAAAUGUGAUCUCCAAGAGCGACUUCUCAGCCCAUCCCUGCUCCCUGGUACAGCUGACGGUGCCUCCAGAAUGGAUGACCCCAAAGGAGACCUCAGCACGCUCUACCAGAUGGCUUCCCAGUCCUCAGCCUCUUGUUACAAACUCCAAGUAAUCAAGGCUCUAAAAUCUAGCRGACUCUGCGAGUCAUUGACAUAUGGACUCCCCUUCAUCCUCAGACCCACAAGCUGUUGGCAGCUGGACUGGGAUGAGCUGGAGACAAAUCAGCAGCAUUUUCAUGCUUUGUGUCACAGCCUUCUGAAAAGAGAAUGGAUGCUAUUGGCCAAAGGGGAACCCCUGAGCCUAGGACACAGCCAAAGAGUUCCUGCCAGCACCUUCUAUGUGAUCAUGCCAUCGAACUCGCCCACAUUGCUGGUGAAGGCUGUGGCCACACGGGAACUCAUGCUGCCCAGCCCCUUCCCCCUGCUGCCUGAGGACCCUCCUGAAGACAGCCUUGAGACUGUGGAGAGCAUGCUGGAUGGCCUGGAGCUGGAGCCCACCUACAACCCACUACAGGUUUGGAGCCAUCUGUACUCACACCUGAGCAGCAUUUUUGCCAAGCCUCAGGGGCGGCUUUACCCAAACUGGGAGAACAGGACUCCAAGAAAGGCUGGGCAGUUGCAGACCAACAGAGUUCGUGCCACAGUGCUCCCCCUGCCAAUGACUCCAGCCCUGAGCACAGCCCCCAAGUUGCCAGCAGCCAGCAAAGCUUCCUCAGAAGCCUUCUUGCGGCCUUCUGAGUGGAGGAAAAGUAUCCCUCAUGGCCCUGAGUUACUAGCACCAGAGUGUAGCCACCCUACUCAGCCACCACGUCCAUGCCAAGACCCGCAUAAUGGCUAUCUGUAG